CGUGGGCUGGCGCACAUGCGCGGUGGCGCCGCCCCGCCCACCUCCGCGGCGGCGAGCGGAGCGAUCCAGCGGGGACCCCGCGCUCGCGCGCUCCGGUCCGACGAGAGGCGCGGUGCGCCUGCGCCUGGGUGGGUGUGUCGAUUGUCUAAAGCCACCGGGAAAAUGGUGGAAAAUUCACCGUCGCCAUUGCCAGAAAGAGCGAUUUAUGGCUUUGUCCUUUUCUUAAGCUCCCAGUUUGGCUUCAUACUAUAUCUCGUGUGGGCAUUUGUUCCUGAAUCUUGGCUAAACUCCUUAGGCUUAACCUAUUGGCCUCAAAAAUACUGGGCGGUCGCAUUGCCUGUCUACCUCCUCAUUACUAUAGUAAUCGGUUAUAUACUCUUAUUUGGAAUAAACAUGAUGAGUACCUCUCCACUCGACUCCAUUCAUACAAUCACAGAUAACUAUGCGAAAAAUCAGCAGCAGAAGAAAUACCAAGAAGAGGCCAUCCCAGCGUUAAGAGAUAUUCCUAUUAGUGAAGUAAACCAAAUGUUCUUUCUUGCAGCCAAAGAACUUACACCCAAAAACUGAGUUGUGUGUAGACUAGCAGCACACAUUUAUUAUACGUUUUUGAUGUAAUAAUUUUGACCAUAAUUAUUUUGACUACCUCUCUUAUUAAUCCCUGGUGUUGAAAUAUAAAAAGAUGUAAGUUGAACUUCUCUUAGGUUAAGUUUCAUUAGUAUUUAAGUAUUCUCAAAUAUAAGUUAUUAAGGAGAGAAUAAAUAAAAUACUGCAUUACCAUA
Messenger RNA from Equus quagga, 779 nucleotides. It is a transcript of the gene PIGP, whose product is annotated as phosphatidylinositol glycan anchor biosynthesis class P. Gene Ontology annotation, molecular function: phosphatidylinositol N-acetylglucosaminyltransferase activity. Lineage: Eukaryota; Metazoa; Chordata; Mammalia; Perissodactyla; Equidae. Bases 16 to 567 code for a protein of 183 amino acids. The record is from RefSeq and is a predicted model, not a curated record. Gene Ontology annotation, biological process: GPI anchor biosynthetic process. The transcript is spliced from 5 exons.